CUUUGUAAUCAUUUUCCUCGUUGGCCAUUUCCCUCCUUUUAACUUCCUCGCGGCGGGGAGGACAGAGGAAAGUCGCACAAAUUCCUCGUAACAGUCUGAUUGCUUCGAACAGAAGAAUCCCACUUCUGGGUUUUGCUCUCCUCCCCCAACUAUGUUGUUCUUCUCGUACUUCAAGGAGCUGGUGGGGAAGGAGGUGACAGUGGAACUCAAGAAUGAUCUGGCCAUUAGGGGAACUCUGCAUUCUGUGGAUCAGUAUCUAAACAUCAAGCUGGAGAACACUAGGGUUGUGGAUCAGGAGAAGUAUCCCCACAUGCUUUCUGUAAGAAAUUGCUUCAUCCGUGGCUCUGUCGUGAGAUAUGUGCAGCUUCCUCCAGAUGGAGUGGACAUUGAUAUUCUGCACGACGCCACAAGGAGAGAAGCUCGUGGCGGUUGAUCAAGUUCCAUUUUGGAGACACUUUCUCGGGCUGUGACCUGCAAGCCCUGUACUAAUGAACUGAGUUUACUUGUGUAGUCUGAGCAUUGUCUGACUUCAAUUGAAUUUUAGUCUCCCUUGAGACUUUUUUCAGAUUUUUCAAGUUAUUUUUUUUUUCCAUUCGUAUUUGUUGGUAGUAGCUUUCACACUACAUUAUUUUGAUUGGAUCAAAGUCUAGAGAUCACUUAUGAUGAU
Nymphaea colorata (pocket water lily) is the source of this 667-nucleotide messenger RNA. Its product is annotated as sm-like protein LSM2. Lineage: Eukaryota; Viridiplantae; Streptophyta; Magnoliopsida; Nymphaeales; Nymphaeaceae. Bases 152 to 433 code for a protein of 93 amino acids. The record is from RefSeq and is a predicted model, not a curated record. The transcript is spliced from 3 exons. Gene Ontology annotation, molecular function: RNA binding. Gene Ontology annotation, biological process: mRNA splicing, via spliceosome. Gene Ontology annotation, cellular component: P-body; Lsm1-7-Pat1 complex; U4/U6 x U5 tri-snRNP complex.